Capronia epimyces CBS 606.96 is the source of this 882-nucleotide messenger RNA. RefSeq lists its product as uncharacterized. The transcript has a single exon. Lineage: Eukaryota; Fungi; Ascomycota; Eurotiomycetes; Chaetothyriales; Herpotrichiellaceae. Gene Ontology annotation, molecular function: diaminohydroxyphosphoribosylaminopyrimidine deaminase activity. The record is from RefSeq and is a predicted model, not a curated record. The coding region runs from base 1 to 882 and encodes 293 amino acids.
AUGCCCGAGCAGAGCCAGAGUGAGAAGGGGAAGGACAAACAGAGGGCCGAAGACGUCCAGUAUCUCGCGGACGCACUGGACCUAGCGCGCCUGUCUCCUCCCAAACCGACAAACUUCCGUGUCGGCUGUGUCCUUGUCGCGGUUCCCUCUCCCAUCCCGAUCCCGUCGCCAUCCCAUCAGGCCGACGAGAGCGACGUGCCCAGAAAAGGAAAAGGACAAGGACACGACUCUUCCGACGGGAAAAGAGAAGCCCAGGUGCUCGCCACAGGUUACACCCUCGAACUCGCGGGCAACACGCACGCCGAGCAGAACGCGCUGGCCAAGCUUGCGGCACGCCACAACCUCCCCGAGUCGCGGCUGCACGAGUGUCCGGAGUUCUUGGACCCCGCGGCCAGGGUGACGCUGUACACGACGCUCGAACCGUGCGCGAAACGAUUGAGUGGGAACAAGCCUUGCGUCGAGAGGAUUUUGGCCACGAGGAGCAGUGGUGGUGGCGGCGUGCACAGGGUUGUCUACGGUGCAAGGGAACCAGACACGUUUGUGCAAAAGUCGGCAGCGGCGCGGAUCCUUGAAGAGGCCGGCGUCGAGAUCGACUACGUCGGCGAUUUGGAGGGAGAGAUCCUGCGCAUCGCGAUGGAGGGCCAUGGAAAUACGGCUGCUGAGAACAAUCCGCGAGUACAAGCCGAAGCGGAACCACAAUCGGAACCUCCCACGGGACAAAGUCAGCCUCAAUCUCAAUCUCAAUCUCAAUCCCAUUCCCAGAGUCAGCCUACAGGCACUAACAUAGACAACAUUACUGCUGAAGAACGCAGACGGCAGGAAGCCCUGCCGCGAAAUCCCAAAAAGAGGAUGAUGGAGGUAAAUAUCCCGCGGCAGCCUUGA